Oncorhynchus nerka (sockeye salmon) is the source of this 1422-nucleotide messenger RNA. RefSeq names its product homeobox protein Hox-B1b-like. The coding region runs from base 58 to 981 and encodes 307 amino acids. Lineage: Eukaryota; Metazoa; Chordata; Actinopteri; Salmoniformes; Salmonidae. The record is from RefSeq and is a predicted model, not a curated record. The transcript has 2 exons. Gene Ontology annotation, cellular component: nucleus. Gene Ontology annotation, molecular function: DNA-binding transcription factor activity, RNA polymerase II-specific; RNA polymerase II cis-regulatory region sequence-specific DNA binding. Gene Ontology annotation, biological process: regulation of transcription by RNA polymerase II.
GAAGAGCAAUUAAGGUGGACUGACCCGUCUUCAUUAAUUUAGCCAUAACAAUACAGGAUGAACUCUUACUUAGAUUAUACCAUUUGUAACAGGGGGACUAACAUAUUCAAUGCCAAUGCCGGACACCACAAUUUAAACCAUGGAUACAGGUCCUCCUUAUCUUCCAAUUCAUGCUCAACAAGUGAUAGUUUUGUGUCCGAUGGGCGGUUAGUUGGUGGUUCUUCCGUGCACCAGACUUCGAGCCACCCUCUCCACCAGCCCCAGCUACAUCAUAUAGAUCUCCAGUUUGGCUCAACGGGAAACUCGGUGUAUGGCUCGCCAACAGGGCCCAACUUGGAUUAUGGACCUCAUCAAUACGCUCUAAUUCAUGAACAAGAACGAGGUUUCAUUCAGUCGCCUGGGAUUCCUGUGUCAGCCAUUGGAACGAACAUGCCCCCCCUGGCCGAAGGGAACAGUGAGCCCCUGGCCGAAGGGAACAGUGAGCCAGGGUCUGCACCAAGCAGCCAGUAUCUGCACUGUUGCAGUGGAGAACAGGGGCAACCAGAAUACUUGGAGAGUAUUUACUCGAGAUUAGUUCCUUUCCAAUAUAGUGAUAAGGAUUCGGAUGAUUUCAAUGCAGAUUUAACUUCAAAAACUUUCGACUGGAUGAAAGUUAAGAGGAAUCCCCCUAAAACAGUUUCAGAGUAUGGAGUCCCCGGUCAACAGAAUGUAAUCCGUACCAACUUCAACACAAAGCAGCUGACAGAGCUCGAGAAGGAGUUCCAUUUCAACAAGUACCUGACCAGGGCCCGGCGAGUGGAAGUUGCCGCUAUUCUCGAGCUCAACGAAACUCAAGUGAAAAUUUGGUUCCAAAACCGCAGGAUGAAGCAGAAAAAGCGUGAGAAAGCAGGAACCGUCUUUCGAAACACAGCAGUACCGGCAAAUGAUUUGGGAGAGAUCACCUCAUCUCCUGAUGUGUUGCCAAGCUCGAAGACCGCAUAAAGCAAUCGUUUUACAAAUAACAUUUGAAUUACCGCACUCAUGGUGCUGCACUUUACUUGUCACAUGUUCAAGGAUACUGCAGGUUUACAGGGUUUAGGUGCACUAAUUUCUGCAAACAAUUUAGUUUCAUGUUUGCACUAUUUACGGGUAUUUUCUACAAAUACAUUUAGAUAAUUAUGUGAGAAGUUAGAAAUAAAAUGUUUGUUUUGAAAAGUCUGUAUUUGUGCUGAUUUGUACAUUUUGUGAGUGAAUGAAAUGUUCCCAUACAGUAGGCUAUAAAGUAUUUAUUGAAUGUGACAAUAAGGAUAUGUUGUAAGAAAAUCUAAAUCUUUGGAACUAAUUGAAUUCUUCUUCGAUGUUCUUUCUACGCAAAUAGUAUUUUGGAAGUCAACAUUGUUUAACUGUUGUUGAAACUGUUUUAAAUCUGCCUACUCAUGAAAU